Spea bombifrons (plains spadefoot toad) is the source of this 2023-nucleotide messenger RNA. It is a transcript of the gene NRBP2, whose product is annotated as nuclear receptor binding protein 2. Bases 128 to 1627 code for a protein of 499 amino acids. The transcript has 19 exons. Lineage: Eukaryota; Metazoa; Chordata; Amphibia; Anura; Pelobatidae. Gene Ontology annotation, biological process: intracellular signal transduction; endoplasmic reticulum to Golgi vesicle-mediated transport; protein phosphorylation. The record is from RefSeq and is a predicted model, not a curated record. Gene Ontology annotation, cellular component: endomembrane system; cytoplasm. Gene Ontology annotation, molecular function: ATP binding; protein serine/threonine kinase activity.
CCGUGCCGGGGCUCCAUCGGGGGAUCAUCAGCCCGUGCCUGGGGCUCCAUCGGGGAUCGCCGAGCCGUUGAUGUGUGUGGCUCCGGCUCACCCGGGGGUCCUGUGACUCGGUUCGGACGCCGCCCGGAUGCACUCCGCUUCCCCGCAGCCCGAGAAGCCGGACAGGGAUAAGGAUGAUGAGAGUGAAGAUGAGAGCGAGGUGGUGGAGGAGAGCCCCUGCGGGAGGUGGCACAAGCGCAAGGAGCAGGUGAAUCAGGGGAACAUGCCGGGCAUCGAGAGCACCUACCUGGCCAUGGACACCGAGGAGGGGGUGGAGGUCGUGUGGAACGAGCUGCAGUUCUCUGACAAGAGGGUCUUCAAGGCUCACGAGGAGAAGAUCCGGAACAUGUUCCAGAACCUCAUGGUCAUCGACCAUCCCAACGUGGUCAAGUUCCACAAGUACUGGGUGGACAUGAAGGAGGCCAGCGUGCGGGUGGUCUUCAUAACGGAGUACGUCUCGUCCGGCAGCCUCCGGCAGUUCCUCAAGAAGACGAAGAAAAACCACAAAGCCAUGAAUGCGCGGGCGUGGAAGCGAUGGUGCACACAGAUCCUGUCCGCACUCAGCUACCUGCACUCCUGCGACCCCCCCAUCAUACACGGGAACCUGACCAACGACACCAUCUUCAUCCAGCACAACGGCCUCAUAAAGAUUGGAUCAGUCUGGCACCGAGUGUUCGCUCAUGAGCUGCCCGUCCCCGACGACCUCCGCACGCCGUUAAAGAUCCUGCAGGAAGAGCACCGCACCCUGCACUUCUUUCCUCCGGAGUACGGCUAUGUGGAGGACGGCACGGCGGUGGAUAUCUUCUCGUUUGGCAUGUGCGCUCUCGAGAUGGCGGUUCUGGAAAUCCAGGCCAAUGGGGACAAAGUGUCUGAAGAGAACAUCGGCCGGGCCGUGCAGUCGCUGGAAGACCCCAAUAUGAAGGAAUUUGUCCAGAAAUGUCUCUCCAAGUCGCCCGCCAUCCGACCCACGGCUCACAACCUGCUCUUCCACCGGGUUCUGUUUGAGGUCCAUUGCCUGAAACUCCUGGCAGCGCACACCUUCCUCAACACACCGUACAUCGCGCAGGACACCCUGCUGGAGGAGAAGACCAAGGGGAUCGACCCCCACGCCGCCGUGGCUUCCGUUCCGCAGAGAGGCCGGCCGCCGGUGCUGUGGAGAUACUCGCAGGUCUCUUCCAUAGAGCUGGACAAGUUUUUGGAAGAUGUCAGGAACGGGAUUUACCCUCUCAUGAACUUUGCGGUGUCUCGGCCCCACGUGCUCCCACGGGCCCUCUCUCAGUCGCAGGAGGAUUUACAGGCUGUGAAGACCCCCACGCCGGAGCCGGUAGAAGUGGAGACCAGAAAGGUAACCCAGAUGCACUGCAGCCUAGAACGCAGGGAGGAGAAGUCUCGGUGGCAUCUCACUCUGUACCUGAGGCUGGAGGAUAAGCUGCACCGACACCUGAGCUGUGAUCUCUUCCCCAAUGAGAGUCCGCAGACGCUGGCCGCCGAGCUCGUCCACUACGGCUUCAUUAGCGAGGACGACUGUCAGAAGAUGGCAACCUUCCUGGAAGACGCCCUGCACAAAGAGAGGAACCCGCUUCACUGACGGCUGCGGGGGGCCAACGUGCGGGGGGCGGCGGAGGAAGUGCUGCAGAGAGGAUCCGCGGGGGCCGGGUUACUGCAGGGCAGGAGGGGAGAUCAGUAGAGGUGGGAGUCCUUCUGCCCUCCCGGCGUGGGGGGCACCCUGGGCAUGGGGCAGGACUCCUUGUCUGGGUCCUGGAGCCUCGUGGAACGCGCACGGACCCCAAUACCACAGGAGAAGGACUUUACCUCCAUCCGUCCCCAGCCUCCUGGCACGCGGGGGGUUAAUCGUGCUGUUUCACCUCGUCUGUCCUCAUUUCGUCUUCCAAAAAAGGAACCUUGUGUUUCCAGUCAGUGCCUGUCCAGUGAUUAAUUACCGGUUAUUCUAGUAUUUGCCCUCAUUAACCGGACAAGCCCCCCA